GCAUAAUGAUUGGUUUAUAUAGAGCGCGGCUGCGAUUCGCCAACCAGUUUCAUUCAAGAAGUAAACAAGGCAACAAAUACCACUUGGACUUCGCGGAUUUCCGUUAUGGAUACGUUAAAUAUAAAACCGUUAAGUGAGGCCAGUGAGUGGUCUCAGGGUGCGCGAGGCAGCGCGGAGACCGCUCGGGAGGGGGGAACCGGCCCCGCUCCCACAGAGAUGGCGUCCAGCUCGAGCGAGGAGCGCGCCCUCCGCCGCGUGAUGGGCCGCUGGGGCGCCGAAUGGUUGAGCUGACUCGGGUCAGAGUACCAGAAACCCGCCGCGCCCCAGUGGCCGGCGAACCACCCUCUGCCGCCGCCGCGGUGGGGGGUCACGCGCCCCACUUUGAGUCUCUCCCUCCAGCAAUACGAGGAUUUAGUGGCAAAAGCUGAGGUGCUAUUGGGCAAGCUCGCUGUCUCCGAAAACUAUGACUCAGUCAACAACUUCAUCGCUCUCUAUGACUCCUACAUGGCGUCUCCUGCUGAAAACCUGGAGGAAUUUUUCCCGAAGUACAACCCACCUAUUCGUGCUCACAAACACACCUGUGUCGGUCUGGGUAUUGAGACAAUGAAACGCUUGAAAGUCCUCGAGAACGAUUUCCCUGGAAUAUCGAAGGCCAUGAUGCUGGUGUCGUGUGACGAGAAUAUCAAAGACCUGGAUGAUUAUACUACAGCUUCUCCGGGUCCUCAAGGUUUUCUGAUUGAGACAGAGAAGGAUCACGUCAUGGUGUGUAUCAGCAUCAGGGUGAACGGCCGGCCUGGAGUGUUCCUCUCGGACCUGGGAUACCAUGUAUCACGCGUCGUCACUGUGAUGGCAGACCGCUGUUACCCACACACAGGUUGGUUUAUUCAAUCCGAUGAGCCUCACAGCCGGAAGGAGUACAACUACCAACUCAACCUGAACAACUCCAACUACGUGGAGUGGCAUGAGAGGGACACCAGGGGUUCCACCGUCAAUGAACGUCUGUCACUAAUCUAUGUCGCCAAGCCAUAUCUUACUGCUAUCAACGUUACUGAGAAGAGGAAUUUGGUCUGGGAUUUAAGGAGUCUUCUGGCCAGGAAUCCUAAAGGCCACCUAAUUGCGGGUAUCUACUUCCCGGUCAAGGAGAAGACUCAACAAUUCACGAUAUUUUUCGACGGCAACAAUGGCAAACAACGCAAGAAAUUGAAGUUUGAAUCUUUCUUACAACUGCAGAAGAUCCCAGAAGAGCUUGUCAAUGAGGUAGAGCAGUGUAAUGAACAGUUGCGGCUGAGGGAUGGUGAAUUGCUGUCAACCCUGAAUAAGCUGGCUACCAUCAUGGCUGACGAGGAAUACGUGAAGGAGCUCCUCGCAAUCAACAGUAAAGUUGUUGAGUUAUCAGCGGGUCAUUAAAUAUAUAAGAGACACGUAGAGUUUAGAGUAGUUACGGGGCGGAAAUAAAUUGUAAAAAUUA
Leptidea sinapis is the source of this 1468-nucleotide messenger RNA. RefSeq lists its product as uncharacterized. NCBI's taxonomy places the organism in Eukaryota, Metazoa, Arthropoda, Insecta, Lepidoptera, Pieridae. The transcript has 5 exons. The record is from RefSeq and is a predicted model, not a curated record. Bases 505 to 1407 code for a protein of 300 amino acids.